GACAUUAGACUUUCUCUCUCUUCCUCACUCACUCCUAGUCCUCAGGCGGACAUGAGACAUCCCCCACCUCCUUAUCCGUUCUUUUAUCGUCAAAACAUCAAAUUUCCAACACAACUCCUCUUCUCUUCUCUCCUGUUCCUCUUCUCCUCUCCUCUCCUGUGCCACUAAAAAUGCUCUCUCUUUCUCUCUCUCAUCCAUCUAUGUGGGAACAGAUUUUUCUUUCAAAUUUUGAAUAACAGAAAAAACCAACAUCAUAAUCAACAACAACAAAUACUAGGAUGUCUUGUUUGCUGCCACAGUUCAAGUGUUAUCCAGACCCCUUCUCUACCCAAUUCAGAACUCUACACUCUUACACUAUUACUACCACUCACUCUCACUCUCAAGCCACAAAAACUAGAGAGCCUAUUUUUUCGGGAGCAAAAUGUAUUUUAUCCACUGCAGCACCUUCAACAUCCACAGGAACUACUACAUUACUUAAUAUGGAGAAGCUGAGAUUACCUUCUUUAGAAACUAAUUCUGACUCAGUCACUGAAAACAGACCAUGGACAUACACGGGGGCAACCCGUCCACCUGCAGAGGUGAAAUUUGAAGCAACAUUAGCAACAGAAACGCUUCUUACAAGUGAAGAGGCUGUGAUAGCUGCUGCUGCCGCUGAAGCUGUUACUCUUGCAAAAGCAGCUCUCAAGGUUGCAAAGGAUGCGGCCCUAAUAGUUAAAAAUAGUAACUCUGCAAAAGCAGAUAGUGUGUCGCCGAUUUCUCCUGAAGCUGAUGCUUUACAUUUCCAAUGGGUUCAGCUCAUGAAAACUGAUCGAGCUGGUACAGUAGAUCUGGUGGAAGCUGAAGCUGGAGUUUUGGGAGACCAUUCUGAGCAAUAUGUUGCAGAAGAGUCUGAUGAUGUGGAGCCAACCCAUGAAGAACUUGAAGCUCUGCAAGAGCAACUAUCCAAGAGUAAAGCUGUAAGAUCUAGACGCCAAACAGAACGAAAGGCUAGAAGAGCCAGAGCGGCAGAUAAGGCUGCUGCCAAUGUUGUGUCUGUGAAGCCUGGUUCUACCAGCCGGAAAAAGCGUGCUUCUUUACAAGAUGUAGACUAUUAUGAUCCAUUGCGUUACUUGAGAGCAACAACCAGCAGUUCUAAGCUUCUUACUGCAACCGAAGAACUAGAGUUGUCUGAAGGAAUACAGGACAUGCUGAAACUGGAAAAGCUCCAAGAGGAGCUUACUGAGCGAUGUGGUGGUCAGCCCACCUUUGCACAAUGGGCCGCAGCUGCAGGAGUUGAUUCAAAAACCCUGAGGGAGCGCUUAAACUAUGGUAUUCAAUGCAAAGACAGAAUGAUUAAAAGCAACAUACGGCUUGUUAUAUCAAUUGCAAAAAAUUAUCAGGGAGUUGGGAUGAAUCUCCAAGAUCUUGUUCAGGAAGGAUGUCGAGGUCUUGUAAGAGGUGCAGAGAAGUUUGAUGCUUCAAAGGGUUUUAAGUUCUCAACCUAUGCUCACUGGUGGAUUAAACAGUCAGUUCGGAAGUCUCUUUCUGAUCAGUCCAGGACAAUUCGGUUACCUUUUCACAUGGUGGAAGCAACAUACAGAGUGAAGGAGGCUAGAAAACAAUUGUAUAGUGAAAAUGGAAGAUAUCCUGAUGAUAAAGAAGUUGCAGAGGCAACAGGGCUGACAAUGAAGAGGCUUACAUCUGUAUUACUGACUCCAAAAGCUCCUAGAUCUCUGGAUCAGAAGAUUGGCAUCAACCAGAAUCUUAAACCUUCGGAAAUAAUAUCAGACCCCGAAGCAGAGACAGCAGAAGAACUGCUGUUAAAGCAGUUCAUGAAGCAGGACCUGGAAAAAGUACUAGACAGUCUUAAUCCAAGAGAGAAGCAGGUCAUCAGAUGGAGGUUUGGAAUGGAUGACGGAAGGAUGAAGACGUUGCAAGAGAUAGGGGAGUCUAUGGGUGUAAGUAGAGAGAGAAUUAGGCAGAUUGAGUCGUGUGCAUUCCGUAAACUGAAGAACAAAAAGAGAACCAAAAAUUUGCGGCAGUAUUUGCUUCCAUAAGCCCUCAUCAGAUACAGGAAUUAGAUUACUAAAAAACGGUGCUAGCUUACCUGAGGUUUAGAAAGGCUUGUGUUGCUUUUAUCUAUGUUUAUAAUUUAUUUCUCCACUUUGCAGGACAGAAAUGUGUAUAGAAACAAAAGCUUUUGAAAUUAUGCAUUUUUCCCCAUUCUUUGAAGUA
Messenger RNA from Quercus robur (English oak), 2214 nucleotides. RefSeq names its product RNA polymerase sigma factor sigB. Bases 279 to 2036 code for a protein of 585 amino acids. Lineage: Eukaryota; Viridiplantae; Streptophyta; Magnoliopsida; Fagales; Fagaceae. Gene Ontology annotation, biological process: regulation of DNA-templated transcription; DNA-templated transcription initiation. The transcript is spliced from 7 exons. Gene Ontology annotation, molecular function: DNA-binding transcription factor activity. The record is from RefSeq and is a predicted model, not a curated record.